Neltuma alba is the source of this 1147-nucleotide messenger RNA. Its product is annotated as receptor-like protein 9a. Bases 118 to 972 code for a protein of 284 amino acids. The transcript has 2 exons. NCBI's taxonomy places the organism in Eukaryota, Viridiplantae, Streptophyta, Magnoliopsida, Fabales, Fabaceae. Gene Ontology annotation, molecular function: protein binding. The record is from RefSeq and is a predicted model, not a curated record.
UUGUCAAAGAAUUCUUUAACAGGUUCACUUCCAGAAAGCUUUUGCAACUUGACCAAACUUACAUAUUUAGACCUUUCUCACAAUACAUUAAGUGGUUCUUUGCUAAGUUGCCUGAACAUGCCGUUGUUGAUGUAUCUACAUUUGCAGGGCAAUCAUUUCAUGGGAUCUCUACCUUCUACUUUGGCUAAUUCUUCCUCAUUGUUGACUUUCGAUUUGAUGCAUAACAAAUUUUCAGGUCGAAUUCCAAGAUGGAUUAGCUCAUUCUCUAGUUUAAGGGUUCUCAUGUUAAAAGAAAACAAACUUGAAGGCUCUAUUCCGACACAUUUAUGUGAGCUCAAGAAUAUUAGAUUGUUAGAUCUUUCUCAAAAUAAGCUUUCUGGAGGCAUACCAUAUUGCUUGAAUAACAUCGGAUUUGGAAACAUGGAUGCAGCAAGUGAAAUCGAAAUAGGAAGUUUUAUUGUGUCCUGGACUACAAGAUCGUCUCAUUACCGUUUUGACAGUAUUACCGGUAAAGUUUUUGUACCAAAAGAAAAACAAAAUGUUACAUUGUGUAAAGUGCAAGAAGUAGAUUUUACAACAAAAAGCAGGUAUGAAUCUUACAAGGGAAGCAUUUUAAAUUUCAUGUCUGGGUUGGAUCUCUCUAGCAAUCAAUUGAGAGUUGCUCAUAAUAAUCUAUCUGGAAUGACACCUGAUAUGAAAAAUCAAUUUGCAACUUUUGGCUCAGCCAGUUAUGAAGGGAACCUUUUUCUAUGCGGUCCCCCUUUGCCGCAAAAUUGCUCAAUAGGAGGGAGAAACAGGCAACCUCAUCAUUUGGAUACAGAUGAUUUUCGAGAUGCUUUCUUAUGGAGUUUUGUUGGAGCAUUUGGGGUCUUUUUUAUAAGUGUCAUUAUAGUUAUUUAUUUGAAUCCUUACAUUUUCAAUUACAAACUACUUGUAUUAGAGAGAGUUAUAACAAGUUAUUUGUAUGAGUGAUGGCAAAAAGGAAAAAGGCUUUACUUAGAGUUCAAUUAGAGUUCAUAAGAUUUUGAUCAUGUAAUCGAUGGCCUGCUGAUCUUUUCUAGAAUUACAAUAACCAAAAGAUUGCUGGUUUCAAGUCUUCUCAGGAUCAGAAAGGAAACUUAAUUGAAAUAUUCGAAUCAUUACUUCU